AUGUACGAGGCUGGGGAAGGCGACUUUCAUGUCUUCAAUGUUGCCCCAGACCAUUACCAUCGACAAGAAGCUCUUCAACGCACCGGCGCCGUGGAGAUCAAUUGCAGCAUCGAAAAGGUCGUGCAUGGAGCCCUUGCUCCUGAUAGCGACUACUAUGCAACUCUCAUGGUUAUGCAAUGGUUCUUCCAACCUAAGAAUGGGCGGCGAAUUUCUGAGGCAACUAUUGAACUCCUCUUCGAGGCUGAAUCAAGUGACACGGAGAUCGAAGUCAAGGAGGUUUCCUUUCCCGAUACAUACAGUCUAAUGCCAACAACACAGGAUGAGUCGGUCACCAAGGGCGCUGAGACAACUGUCGGCGUGGAGCAAGUCGGCCAACUGAGCUUGACUGGAAAGUGGGAAAAGACGAUCACAAAAACAACAUCAGACGCCAUUACACUGAGCGGUGGAAAGCGUAUGGUUAAAAGCAUGCCUCCCAACCGUAUUGCAAGAUGGGUGCUCUCCGAGAACGAAUCGCAACCAGCUGGAAUUCCCACAUCGCUCAAGGUGGCGGUACUUAUCAUAAGAGAUGAUGAGGAACGGUUCAGAUGCAAGCUGGCUCUUGAGUGCAAGACGGAUUUGAAAACACGAUUUCAAGGUCUCUUUAAAAAGAUCCCGAAAGACCACCCUAUAAUAUUCCAACCAAACCCCGAGGAUAAAGGCACACGUCCGAACAAGAAUGUCACUUACGGCGAUGAGGACUUGGGAACUGUCAACCUCGAUGACCUAUCUGAUGUUACAUUCCGCAGGGUCAUAUCAGACGGGCAAAAGGUCUGGAGAUGA
This is a messenger RNA of Fusarium oxysporum Fo47, 819 nucleotides long. RefSeq lists its product as uncharacterized. The coding region runs from base 1 to 819 and encodes 272 amino acids. The record is from RefSeq and is a predicted model, not a curated record. Lineage: Eukaryota; Fungi; Ascomycota; Sordariomycetes; Hypocreales; Nectriaceae. The transcript has a single exon.